Messenger RNA from Dermatophagoides farinae (American house dust mite), 14443 nucleotides. NCBI's taxonomy places the organism in Eukaryota, Metazoa, Arthropoda, Arachnida, Sarcoptiformes, Pyroglyphidae. The record is from RefSeq and is a predicted model, not a curated record.
AUGAAACGAUGUACAGCAAAUGAAUUUGAAUGUAUUCGUGAUUCAACUUGUAUUGAUUUAUCAUCAGUUGGUGAUGGAAUAAUUGAUUGUAUUGAUUCAUCAGAUGAAUGUCCUGAUCCUAUACAACAAUUUCGUUGCCGUUGUGGUAUACCAAUAUGUAUUGAUCGUAAACAUUAUAUGGAUGGACAAAUUAAUUGUGAUGAUGGUUCAGAUGAAGGUUUAGAGGUUACCAUUUGUCAAAGUUUCAUACAAAAUGAACUAUUACCUAAUGGAAUGUUGACACGUCCACAACAACAACAACCACAGCAAAGGCCAUAUGAUAUGAAUGUUCCAUUCAUGACCGUUAUUGGUGAAGAUAAUGGAAAUAAAUACAUGGCUGAUGUUGAUGUUGAUGAUCCAAUUUUAUUAAUACCGGAAAAUAUUGAAGAACUUUUUUCAUCUGAAUUUUUUGAUUCAUUAUCAACAACAUCAUCACCGUAUAUCGAUGAAAUAACAAUGAAUUCAACUACUACUAACAAUGAUAAUACGAUUGAAACAUCAACAACGAAACAAUCAACAAUGGCAACAACAACAUCGACAUCGACAAGUCAUCAAGAUGUAGUCGAACUAACUGGAACAUUUUUACCAUAUGAAUUGUUGACAGCUCCAACAAAAUAUCCAUAUUAUCAUCGAUCAAUGAUUACACCUCCAAUUCUAUUAGAAAAAUUGACUGAAACAAAUUCAAUUGUUGAAAUAACUGGAACAUUUAUACCACAAAUGAUGACACAAUCAUAUGAUAGUGAAACUGGUCAACAUCGACAACCGAUGACCACCACCAUUACUGCCAACAACAAUACUAUGAUGAACGAAUCAGUUAACAAGGAACGAUGGAAAUCAACGAUGACAAAAAUUGAUGCUAAUCAUGCAGUCGAAACGGAAAAAAUGGCUAGAAUAAAAAUCAAACAAGCAACAAAUCAAACAUUUAUCAUUGGCAAUAAACGUUUGACAAUUCUCACGGGAAUCUUUUGAUCAUCAAAUGAUGACAUUGGUACAGCAUUCAUUGUAGCGUGUGGUGAAAAUCGACUAGCCAGAAUAGCAAUGGAUUAUGAUCGAAUGAUCUGUGAUAAUGUUCCUAUCAAAAUACGUAAAGAACGGCCACGACAAUUUACUGAUGAUGGAAAUCAUCGACAAUCAUCAACAAUAAAUGGUACAUUAACCAUUAAUUUAGCAUCGGCUGGAAAAUCAUUGAUCGUUAUACCAGUGUUUACAACUGGUGGUGGUGGUGGUGGUGGUGGUAGUGGUGGUGCUAGCAGAAACAGUAAUAAUAUAAAAAUGGUUCAUGCUGAAAUUGAAUUGAAUUUUAAUGAUGACAAUAAUAUGGUUGGUCGACCAAUGAAAACAAUCAUUUUAUCUGGAUUAGGAUGGAAGAAUAUUUCAAAAAUUGAGGUCAAUGCAGAUAGAAAAUAUGUUCCAUACAUAGUGAAAGAUUUACAGCCAUCGAUUGUUGAUGUACGAUUCGAUAUUAAAAAACAAUUGUCAAAUGUACAGAUUAUUGAUAAUGACAAUCAUCAUUAUCAUCAUCAUCAUUCAUUCACAUUACCAUCAUUGUCAUCAUCGUCUGCAUUGAUUGUACCAACUACGACGACGACGACGACGACGACAACGACAACAUCAUCCAUUUCUAGUAAUAAUCAUAACAUAAUGAUGUCAUCAAGAAUUUUGUCCAAAUUUUUAAAUCGUCCACGAAUGCAUACUACAACAGUGGGACGUUUCAAUGAACAAGAUGAUGUGGAAAAGAAAUUCUUGUUGGAUAAUUAUUUCAGUGGCAAUAUUCCUCAAUAUGAUCCAACCAUUGUGGAACCAACAUCAUCAUCAUCAUCCGUUACGGUGAAUCGAAUUCGUGAUACAAGCACCAUUUUUGGUUUCAUUGAUUUUACCACCAUUGUUAAUGGUACAAUGUUGAUUUUUACGCCCAAAAUCAAAGUCGAUUCAUCGGUGGAUAAACAUUCGACCAUUAAACCAACUAAAGUUGCAUUGUUCCAUGAUUAUCUUCAAACAUCAUCAUCAUCAUCACUUAUUGGUAAAUCCAUUCCAUCAUAUGAUAAUGGUAAAAUAACUGUUUAUGAUGAGAAAAUAUCACCAUCAUCGAUGACACCUGAAUUUAUUUCAUCACGAAAGCUUGAUAAAUAUAAUGAAUAUUUAGUCACUAGUGAUGGCAUAACAAUUACAAAUGGAUUCAUAUUGCCAAGUUUUUCAUCACAUGUGCCAAAUUCAUUGAAAUCAUCAACAAUGACAUUAGAUACUUUCAUUACUAGUCAAUCAUCACAAACGUUACCAUUGAAAUUGAUUGCCACAACAUUUACAACAAAACAUACUGAUUUUAUAACUGAACAAAUUGAUGGCGGUAAAAUACGUACACGAACAUCGGAAAUAAUAUCCACUAAUGUUAUUUAUAAUAAAAACAAUGAUGAUGAUGAUGAUGAUAAUGAACAAUCGAAUCGAAUAAGGCCUACAAAACCAAUGAAAACAUUUUUCACUACAUAUACUUAUUUUACUACAUUUAAAAAUUCUGAAACUGAAUUUGUACAUAGUCGUAAAGAGAUUGUAACAAAUAUUGUCGAUCCUUUUGAUGAAGAUUUAGCCAUUAUUGUACCAACAUCAUCAACAUCAUCAUCAUCAAUCACGUCCACAAAGAUGGUCACAAACAUUUCCGAAAUAAACAGUGAUGCUGAUGCUGAUGAUGAUGAUAAUGGUGAUCCAAAUACAUCUUCCGCCAUCCAUUUGAUUGACACAAGACCUUUGUCUUCAUUUUCAUCAUCAUCAUCAUCAUCAUCAACGCCAACUACAAUAAAAACAAUGCCAACGACAAUGAAUGAUGAUGAUGAUGAUGAUAAUGGCCAACAACAACAACAACAAAUGAGUCCGACACCAAGUCUUCAUUCUUUGAAUUUGAAUUCAAAUAAUAAUAACAAGCCUACACCUUUGAAUAAAUCAUAUCUGGGAAAAUUAUUGUCCGGUAUAGCCGUUCCAAUCACACAUUAUACGACGUUUACAUAUUAUACGACAUUUUUCAAAGAUUCAACAUCACAAAUUGUGUCCCGUACAAAUGUCAUAUCAAACAUUGUGACCGGAACAAUAAAUCUUAAUCAGUCACCACCAAUGCCAUCAUCAUCAUCAUCAUUAGUAUCGAUACAUAAACGUUCAAUCAUUGAAGAGAAAGAUUUUACAGCAGCAGCAGCCGAAAAUUUACCAAUUGUAAUCACACCAGUUACUGAAUUUUCAACAUCAACAUUAUACACUACGUUUUUUGUACCCGGUCAAGGUUCAACGGUUGUAACAAAUACACAUAUCUAUUCAAAUAUCUAUCUACCUGAUGUUGAAGAUUUAAUUCAUACAACCACCACAUUACAACAACAAGUUCAACGUCCGAUAAAAACGUUUCAAAAUUAUCCAGUUAUAACAACAAUCAAUUAUCAUUCACCAUCGACCGUAAACGAUGAACGUAUUCAAGAAUCAUCGACGACAAUAUUGAACCGUAUUCAACAACAAUCUAAUGACGGUAUUGUUCGACUAAUCAAUGGAAUACCGGUGCUAGAUGAUCAAAUUGUUUUAAAUACAGAUAAUGCACACAAUGAACGACAAAAUACAGUGGUUCCAUUUGUACCACAAUCUGUCCGACAGCAACAACAACAAUUAUUAUCAUCAUCAUUGGCUCGUAUCGAAAUUGAAGGCUCAAAUGAUGAUAACAAUCACGAUAUUGGAACUUCUACCAAUUCCAUCAGACGUAAAGUUAUAAAAGUGACCAAAACAAGAAAACUUAUGGAUACCUUGAAUUUCAAUAUCAAUAAUAAUGGUGAUGAUCGCCGUAAAUCAACAGUGAUUGUACGUAGGCCGCCAUCUACAUUGAUUACAUCAAUUGGAGACAGUAAUACAAUAUUAGUUGAUGGUCAUUAUCAUGAUAUAGACGGUAUAGAUCGUACUGGACGAUUACAUCCAUCAAUAACGCCAACGCCAGUGACAUAUUAUACAACAUAUACAUAUUUCACUACCGAAUUGAUUGAUGGUCGACCAAUUGUUCGCUCUAAUGAACAUCUUUUCUCUACAGUUAUUACUGGUAAAAUCCUACCUACACGAGUUGUUCCGGAUCAAAAUCUACGCCGUAUUCGUCGUACUGUGGAUACAUUGAUUGAUACUGUGGAUAAUCAUCUUGAUGAACAAAAUAAUCAUCAUCAACCGCCAUUAUCGACUUUGGAAUCAAAUCGAAAAAUUGGUAUCGUUUCCGAAAUGACCAAUCAGAAUGGUGAUCAAACUUUAUUAACACAAAUUAUUGGCACUACAAUCAAUGGAUUGUAUGCUCAAUUUGCCAUCACUAAAACAUUAGAAUCACCUACAUUGAAUCCAAUCACAAUUCAAUUGAAUCAAACAUCCGAUAAUGAAUUGAAUGAUGUUGUUGAUUAUGAAAUUACCGAAUCUAAUCACAUGGAUACAACGACAACCGAAAUGUCCAAUAUUAUUAGUGAUGACGACGAAGAAUCGAUUACAACAGAAUCCCCGAUUGAUAUGAAUAAUCAAACUAUGACAGAGAUGUCUAUAGAUUCCGAAAUGAUGAUGGUCGAUGAUUCGUGGUUAAGUGAUGAAAAUGUUCUAAGUGAAUCGUCUUCACUCAGUUCAUCGAUCGAUAUUGAACCAACAUUUUCAUCACCGAGUGAAACACCAAAAUUAUCUUCAUCGGUAUUACCCAAUAGCACCAAAUCGGCGACCACCACCACCACCACCACCAAUGACAAAUCGACCAUUGAUUAUCGUACCGGUUUGAUAUCAUCAUCAAUCGAAACGUUGACCAAUCUUGAACGACAAGAAUUGAUUCAUUUAACAAAGGAAAUUUUCGGUACGUAUAUUGGAGGUAUAUAUGCACAUUUGGCCAAAACACGAUCCGAAACUAUCACUUUACCACCACCACCAUUACAAACACAUCCUGUAUCAUCAUCAAUGAUAUUUCAUACUAUCUCUGCCUCUGCCAACUUGGCAACUACAACAACAACAACAACUGUACAAAUGACACCAUCAACCAUAAGCCUGUUUUCCGGUUCUUUGGACCCUUUUUCAUUGAAUGCCACUAUUACCGAUGCUUCUAUUUCCACUGCAAUUGAAAGCACAUCUUUUGAUCCUGAUUUGCACGUUAAUAAUAUUGCUACCUCUUCCAUGAUUAUUGAUGAUGCCGUAUCCAAGAUUAUUAUUUCCGAUCCCAAAGAAACUAUCAUUUCCUCACCUACCUUUACAAUUUCUUCCUCUUCUUCUUCUUCUUCUGUCUCUGUUGUUGUUGUUGAUGAUGAUGAUGAUGAUGAAAAACAUUCGACCAUUGAUUUAUGGCCAUCAUUACCUGGUUUAUCAUCCAUUUCAUAUGCAACCGGAACAAUCAAUGAUACAGUAUUGGUAGUACACACAACAGAAUUUUAUACAACACAAAUCAAUGGUUUCACAGCACAUUAUUCUCGUGAAACAUCCAAUAUGAUUGGAACAAUUGAUCCAACAACUACCACAACAACAACUGUAACAAAACCAUCGGUUCAUUUUCCAACACCAGUUAGAUUUUUAUUUAGUUCAUCAUCACGUUCAUCAAUUCCAAUGCCUGCACAAGUUAUUACCACUGUUGUUACAGUAACCACAACUCUUUUCGAUGAAUCUAGUGGUUAUUCAUCAUCACAAUCACAAUCACAAUCAUCAGGAUUAAUUCAAAGUGAAUCCAAUUCAUGGUUAGCAUCUAGAAAAUUUAAACCAAUCUAUAAUAAUCAAGAUUAUGAUGAUGGUGAUGGAGAUUCAUCACCAUACAUGCUGUCCAGUUCAUCAUCCGGACAAAUGCCAAGAAGUCGAACUAUUCGUGAAAAAGAUAAUGCACAACCACUCUUUGAUUAUGGUGAUUCUGAUGAUGAUGUGGAUUAUAUUGAUCAGAUUGAUACUCCGGCUAGAUUAGACUCAUCAUCAUCAUUGACGACGACAACUACAACCACCACCACCACCACCACAUCUUCACCAAGAACAGCCAAUAGAAAUUUAUAUUGGCAACCACGUCGUAAUCCAACCACUGGAUUUGGUCAACGUGUAGGAUACAAUGAACCGGAUACAAAUUGGUCAUCGAAUACACGAGCAGUUAUCAAUAAUAAUAAUAAUAAUCGUGUUGUAACACCUCGUCGUAGAACACAACAACAAUCAAUUUCGAGAUCAACUGCUUCUUCACCUGUUUCGACAAGUGCAACACGUUCAUUAGAAUUUUAUCAUUACAAUGAUUAUAAUCCAAAUAUUUCGGAUCGAACAAAUCAAAGAACAAAUUCGAAUGAUUCGAAUUCUCGUCAUAAACAGUCUCAACAUUUGGAUCGAAAUAGGAGUUUGAAUCGAAAUCGUGGCAGUCUAAAUCGUGGCCGUUCAUAUUAUACACAAUUGACUACAACUACGACAACCACUCCUGCUCCUAGGAACAUAAAUCUACUUCCAAAUCAACGACUUCGUUUGAAUCGUAAAUAUAGCCGAAAUCGUUUACCUCAUCUAAAGAAUUUGAAUCGUGAUACACAACAACAUUCUUUGUCUACAUAUCAACGAUCAACACAAUCGGAUCCAAUGGAUCAACAGCGGAAAUUUGGCCGUGGAAAUCGCCGUUCACGAUUACAUCAGCCAAGUUUACAGCAACCAAUAGUGGCCAGCACUAUUUAUGCAACGGAAACCAUACCAAAAGUUCCGAUAACUGUCACAUCGAUUGCUACUACAGUGAAAACUGUACCAAUUUUUCAUGGUUUUCGUACUUCAUAUGCAACAUUAACAACAACAACAUUGAAUACAAGCAUCAUUCCACAUACAUCAUAUGAAACAAGUGUAGAUGAUGAUGGAACAACACGAACAUUGUAUACACGAAUGACUGAUCAAUUGGAACCGCAUAAAAUUACCGAAAUUCUUGUAACCACAAGUGCAUUACAAGAAGUUAAAUUAAUACCAAUCAAAUUUGGUUAUAGUACAAGAACCGAAACAUUGACGGAUGUGAAAACAUUUACAAUGUUAACCACGGUCAUUUCUACCGAUUCAUUAGCAUUGUUAACACAAUUAUUACCACCACCACCUGGUAGUACAUUAUUGACUACCACUUAUGUUACUGACCAUACACUUUCAUCCACUACCUCAGUAUCGUUAUUAUUACAUGGAAAAACAUUAGUUAGUACAUUGACAUUCACAUCGGUUGCCGAAACAACCGUUACGAAAACAUUGACCGUUCCAAUAACAAAUACAGAUCAUCAUCAUCAUCAUCAUAAUAAUCCUUCACCAUUAGUAACAAUGUUAACACUUUCGAUACGUGGCGAAAAUGGUGAUAUUACUGAAUUGAUCACCGCUAUUACUGUUCCAUUACAGCAGCCACAAUUACAAUCAUCGACCAUUAUGGCUACAAAAGUUGAACGUGAUAUACGAUCAACUUUAAAUCGAUUAGAUAAUUACAAUGAAAGAAUGUUCGAUGAUGAUGAUGAUAAUGAUGGAUUGGAACAACAACAACAACAGAGCCAAACAAAAUUAAAAAACAAAAAUAAUAAUCAUCAUCAAUUUAUUUCCACUUCCUUUAUGACUGUUGAUUCAAAAUUACAAUCACAAGACACCAAUUCUCAUCCUUAUUUUAUUACCACAAUUUUUAAAGGUCCCAAUACGGAAAUCUAUGAAGCAAAUGUAUUGCCCAUUGAUAUGGAUAAUCAGGAUGAAUCACCAACGGCAACGUUUCGAAAACGUAGACUAUUACAAUAUAGUGAUAAUAUCUAUAAAGAAUUAUCCGGUGGUACAUCAUCCAAUUCAUUCACAUCGGAACGUAGUAAACCAAAUCGAAAAUUUCAACGUGUUCGAAUUAAAUCAAAAGCAGCCUCUUCUUUGAAUCAUGUAUCUGGAUCAUCAUUGACUGAAUUUAAUCGAUUGGUAGGUAUUCAGGAUAAACAAUCACCACCAUCAUCAUCAUCAUCAUCACCGCACAUCAAUUAUGGUCCAGAAUCAUUCAAUUCAUUUCGGCGACAACCAGUUCAACUUGAUCAACCAUUCAAUAUGUAUAGUAGUGUGGUUGUAUCGAUUCCACCGAUUAGUUCGACAGCAUCAUAUUUAUUGGCCAAUAAUUUUCAGAAACCAACUUAUCGCAAAAUUAAACCACAACAAAGUCGUCGAAUUGUGUCCAGUAUUAGACAGGUAAAUCCAACAGUUGCUGCUGCUAAUCCAUUACAUCAGGCCAUACAACCGAGUCAUGUAUUAUCAUCAAAUCUUAUGAUUGCUUCAUCCACUUUGCCAUCGUUUAUUGAAAUUCCUAAUCAAUUUAAUCAUAAUAAUAAUAAUAAUCAUCACCAUCACCAUCAUCAUCAUCAUUAUCCACGAUUACCAUCAAGUCCAACGCUUCCAAUUCAACCGGAUCCACGACAUGUUAUUCAACAUAUCAAUCAUGCUAUAUUACCACAUAAAAAUCGUAAUAAUCCAGUCAAUCAAUUCAAUGUUCAUAAUGUUAUGGAUGACCAGGCAAUUGCACUGCCAUAUGAUACUGGUUCCAAUUAUCCACCACCUUCUAAUGGUGAUUUGGAUAUAUCAAGAUCAAUGGUUCAUGGAUCAUCAUCUUCAACAGAGCAAUAUUCACCAUCAUCUGUUCAACAACAUGAAUCAUCAUCAUCAUCAGCGAUUCAUACGCCUACAAUUCCAUUAACUUAUUAUACAACGUUUACAUAUUUAACAACCGUUAUUCGUGGUCAACAUACAGCUCAUUUAAGUCGUGAAAGUGUCACUUCGGCCAUCACAACACGAGCAUUGGAUAAAAGUAUUGUGGAAAUUGUUCGCGAUUCUGAUGGUGUUAUAGAACCGACAAGAUUACAAGAAUUGGGCACCAAAACCAAAGGUCUGGCCACAACAAUUUACAAUGCUUUAUAUCAGGUUCAGAUCUAUAAUGAUGAUCUUUAUAAAGUAAUACAAAAAACAUAUAAUAAACAAGUUUCAUUUAAACCUUGGCAACCAAGCACCACUUCUUAUCAUCCUGUUUUUGUUACAAAUCAUCUGGAUGUGCCGAAAGAAACGCCAUCUAUUAUGGAAUCAUCAUCGGUUGAUCAUCAUCAUAAUGAAUUUGAUAUCAUUCGUACAACUAAAGUGGAUGAAUCUUCGUAUCCACUCACCACUGUUGAUACACCAUUGUUGUCGUCUUCGAUUUUGGAACCAUCAUAUCAACCGGUGGAGAAUACAGCCGAACCGACACCAACCAUUGAUUCAACGCUUUUCUCUUCACCAACAUUGAUACGAUCUUCAGUACGAAUAAGUUCAAGUGUUGUUCGAAAACCAUAUAAUCCACGUUAUACUCAUCCAAUGUCAAGAAGUCGACUUCGUAUGCGUGUCAGUUCACGAACAUCACAUUUACCCGUUGUUAUUGAAUCAUCCAUUUCCGAUUCGUUUAUCACUUCAUCACCAACUUUGGAUGAUGAUUUGUUUUCUUCAUCAUCGAUUUUGGAUUCACUUAACGAUGCCAUUAGCUCAUCACGAGCUGCGUCAACACCAACUACAAACGUUUUGAAUCGCCCGAAUUUAUUCCGAUCCAAAGUAAUUUUCCGUCCACGACCAGGACAAACUGGACACCAACCAUUGAAUAGUAAAAUAAUGCGUAUCAGUAGCCGAUUAGUUCGUCCAGGUACCACAUCAUCAUCAUCAUCAUCAUCAGAGUCAUCAUAUGAAAUUUCAAGUCCAACACCGACAAUGAUAAUACCAUCAGCUACAUUAUUACAAACUUCUAGUGGCUAUUACACUGGAAAUGAAUCUGGAAACGAUAAAAUGGAUCAUUCGGAUGCUGCUCGUGCAAAUAAAUUUGUUCGUGUUUCGAAUGGUGUCACAUUAAUCAUUUCAAGUCGUAUGCCAACACCAACACGGCCAUAUACAUUCGAACCAACAUUGGUGACCGGUGGUGCUGUAUUGAUGAAAAAUAUCAUUCCAGAACAAUAUCAUCAUCCAGAUCAACAUGGUUCUUCGUCUUCAUCAAAUUCCAUAGAAUCAAUCGAACCAACUAUGACCACAGAAACGGUGAAAUAUUUACGUACAAGUACAUUGCUCUCUACAAUGACUUAUUUUGCCACACUAUUCAAUGGUUCAACUUCAUCGAUUACACCGAUUGAAGAUGUGAAAACUGAAUUCAUUACAUUCCCAGAUACGACAACAGUAACAAGAUCAGUGGAUAGAUCAAAUAUUUUUAUUGAUGGUUCAAUCACAUCGAUACCGUCUAGCCAGAUAUUGUUCAAUCCUACUGAUUAUAUAACAUCAGCUCCAAGAUUGUCAUCAACAGCAUAUAGGCCAACAUAUUUGACUAGUUUGAAAAGUACAUACACAACAUUGACUCAUUAUAUAACAUUAUUUCAUGGUUCACAUACCGUACUGUCUUCGAUUGAAGAAAUAAGUCCAACAAUUGUUACCGAAACAUUUGGUGUACAACAGACAAAACCAACACACGGUGAUCACAUCAUGUCAUCAUCAUCAAUCAAUGUUGAACAUCAUCAUCAUCAUCAUCAUCAUCAUAAUCAUCAUAUGCCAAACAUUCGUUUCACACAACCAUCGAUUGAUGUGGCAAAACAAUCAAAAAAUCUUUUUGGUGGAUUAGUACCAAGCGUUUCGACAUUAUUCACUACUCAUACCUAUUAUACAACAUUAUUCAGUGGUACAACAUCAAUCAUUCAAAGUCGUGAAGAAAUAACACAUUCAUUGAUAACAAUGUAUGUUCCUAGUAGUCAAAUGACACAGCAGCCAUCUAUGCAAAUAGCGACAACAACAACAACAACUGGUUCAAGCUCGUCAACAGAAUUACCAUCGUUCAAUAAUUAUGAUGACUUAUGGCAAUCAAUUAGUGAUAGUAGUAGUAGUAGUAGCAGUAAUCAACAAACACCGCCAUUAAUGAAUACAGCAACAUCUAUUUAUUCGGAUUAUGUUCCAGAAGAUCAAAUUAUUGUCGGAAGUGGUUCAAUUCAAGUGGAACCAAGUAUGACGGAUAAUUCUGACAUUUUAUCAUCUACAUUAAAGGAUACAUCAGAUGCAGUUGUUUAUUUUACUAAUUUUAUAUUGCCAUCCAAUGUUGUCGAAUCGGACAAUACAAUCGAUGGUGCAAAAGGACCAAUUAAUCCACUUUUGAAUCAUGGUGAUCUAACAUUGAUUGCUGAUCACAAUAAUAAUAAACCAUCGGAUAUGGCAGUGCCGAUUCUGAAUCCAAUAAUGCCAACACAACAGAUGCAUCCAGCCAUCGUUGAUUCAAUGCAAACACAAUCACCAGCUAUUAAACCUGGUGCUAUAAUCGAAUUGACUGAUCUUUUGGAUGGUGCUAAUCUUGCCGGUAAUAUUGGCGAAGCAAUCAAAGAUAUUGUACAAAUAUUGGCCAAAGGACAGAAAAAUAAAAUACCAAACAAUCCAACAUCGGUCAGGGAUAAUGCAGCAUUUGAUAUUGAUCGAACAUCAGUCAUCAAAGAUAUGAUAAUGCCACCUAAAGAUGGUGCUACUGUUAGCCAUAUGGAUGACCCGGUUUAUAUUCCAAUUAAUCGUCCCGAAUUAUUCACAUCGCCAACAGUAUCUUUUCCAUCAUCAUCGCUUUUUGAACGAACAUCUUCAAUAUAUUUCAUGGAAAAUAUGCCACCUGUAGCUUAUGUUCCAGUGGAAUUGCCCGAAUCAUCACCCACAUCAUCAAUUCAUGAUAUUCAAGCAAUCAUACCAAAAUUAUCUGUAGAUGAUGGACUGUUGACAUCAUCCAUUUUGGUUAAACCUUCAUUUACAGUUCCCGUCUAUGAAUCAUCAUCAUCAUCACAAGUACGAGAAUCCUAUUUAUUCCCAUCAAAAUCACCAAUAUUUAGUACAGCUGGAAAUGCUCCCUCAACAUCAAUUGGUAUUGCUGAUAAUAAUGUGCCUCCGAUGAUUCAUCCUACUGAAACCAAAUAUAUAACUAGUGUUUAUUACACAAGAGAUUCACCAUUAACAAUCACAUCUUCAUACACAACGACAAUGCCACUUAGAACUGUUGUCACAACUAUUGUUGGCUCAAAAACUAUUCUAAAUACGUAUAGUACCGAAAUUAAACCAACAAAAUCCACUUUUAUUCCACAAAGUACGAUCACAGGAGAUUCAAACACAAGAAUUCGAAUGCAACCACAAGGUGCAUCGACAAGUGGUGGCGAACAACGAUCAUCACCGUUCCGUCCAACACGUAAACCUGGUAUUAAUCGAUUCAAGCCACCAUCGAGAGCAACUGAACCACCAAAAAUAUUCAAAACAAGUCAUCGUCCUAGACAGCCAUACAAACCAUCGCCAACACCACCACCAACUGAUUUUGAUUCUGAUCAACAACGACCAUCAGGAGGAUCGGCAACGAAAAAGACUACGAAAUUUUCAUAUCCAAAAACUACGACUCGACCAUCGAUUCUUGAUCUUGAUCAAUGUAAACCUGGUUGUAAUGCUGCUAACAAAGAAAUAUGUAAAGAAUUUGAUGGCAAAUUUAAAUGUGAUUGUCGUCCAGAAUUGCAAAAUUUUAUCGUAUUGGUUCGUGUCACUAGAUUAGGUGACCACGAAUUAGAAUGGAAUAGCAUCCUAAUGAAUCAUACAUCAGAUUUAUAUCAGAAUCUUGCCAAAGCAGCUCGAAAUCAGAUUGAUUCUGCUUACAUAAUGAUCAGUAGUAUGAAAGAGAAUUAUAUUGGUGCCGAUGUUUUGGACAUUAAUCAAGCACAAGAUGGACAUGGUGUUCUCGUCAAUAUGACCAUUCAUUUAACUGAAUCAAAUAAUAUUGAUGAAGAUUUGAUUCGUGAAGAAUUGUCGCGAACAUUGAUGAUGAAACCUCCUCAAUCAUUACAACCAUCAUCAUCAUCAUCAUCAUCAUCAUCCUCUUCUGAACAAUUACCAAGUCCACAACAGAUCUAUGCUGAUCUAGAAGAUGUUGUUGAUUUCGAUGAAUGUAGUUCAGAAGAAUAUAAUGAUUGUGCAAGUUCUGCACGUUGUAUUAAUGAACCAGGCUCAUAUCGUUGUGAAUGUCUUAAUGGUUAUCCAGAUUUAGAUCUUUCAUUCCCCGGUCGAAUGUGUGCAUCGGAAAUUAAAGCUUGUGAAUUCUGUUAUGGCCGUGGUGAUUGUUAUCGUGAUGAAACUGGACAAAUUAGCUCUUGUAAAUGUCAUCGAAUGUAUUUGGGACGUCGUUGUGAGAUUAAUGGUCUAUUGUUGGCUAUAUUCAUUCCAGUAAUUGCCAUUCUAAGCAUCAUUACAAUCUGUUCAAUUGUUUAUUGUUGUCGAAAAUGGCGUAAUCGUGCAUUGGUUAAAGGAUUCCGUAAUUUUAGUGCUUAUGGUCCUAACAUGAUUGGUUCUACAUUGGAUCGUAAAGCAAUGUUGGAAACUUCAAGUGAUAAUAGUGAUCCAUUACGAUCACACAUUUCAUAUGAUGGUCCAGGAAUAACUAAUACUGAUGCAACUUUAUCAAGAGAAUAUCGACGUCGCCGUGAAAGUGAACAUCCACAACAACAGUUGUCUUCACAUCAUCAUCAUCAUCAUCCUCAUGAUCAUCAUCAAUAUAAUGGUGGUGAUAUGAUUGGUGCUUCAUAUCCAAAUAUCGGUACCAGUUCAAUACCAUAUAAUUUUAGUACACAAUUCAUGAUACCUAGAGUUAGAAAUGCAAGUUCAACAAGUUUACAAACAUAUGGUAAUAAUGGCUAUAAUAAUAAUAAUCAUGGUGGCCGUAACCAUAGACAUCAUUAUAAUAAUCAUCAUCAUGGUCAGAAUAAUAAUAGUCAUGGACAUUCACAUAGUCAUCAUCAUAAUCAUCAUCAUCAUCAUACAUCAUCUGGUUAUGAUUAUGAUGGCAGUGGCGGUAGCGGUGCAAGUUCCGGUAAUCAUCGUUCACAUCAAUAUGCUGCUUGGUGAAAAAAAAAAUCAGACACAUCUUUGAUGAUCAUUCCAGUGACAAUAAUGAUAAAUUCCAAGUAUAAUCUAUUAAUCAAAUUGAGUACAUCGGUACUAAUUCUGUGUGUGUGUGUGUGUGUGUGUUUGAUUGAUUUUUUCCAUUUUUCACUUGCUGUCAACUGAAUUUGUUAAUUAAUGCCAAUAUUUUUUUCCCUUGUUUUUUUUUAAUUUCAUUCUCUCAACGAAUCAACGAGAAUGUCAAUGAUUAGAAUCACACACACACACACACACACACACACAGAAUAUAACUGUGUAUGUACCACCACCAGUAAGUAACCAGUGAAUAGGAUUUACGUAUUUUUGUUUCAUUUCGCGUUAAUUGUUUUUUUUCUAUUUCAUAAUGUUUAUUUUUUCCCCCCAUUUCUUGAUCAUUCUCUGUCUUAUUUUGUUUUAUUCAAUUUGAUGAUCAAGUUUUUUUUCUGUUUACUAUGCUUUACAUGUUUAGCUCAUUUUUUAUCUUUUUUUUUGUCCACUGCCUAUUAAUUUUGAUGAUGAUUUGUAUUUGUGAUUGGAUCAGCAAAAA